Varroa destructor (honeybee mite) is the source of this 2427-nucleotide messenger RNA. RefSeq lists its product as uncharacterized. Lineage: Eukaryota; Metazoa; Arthropoda; Arachnida; Mesostigmata; Varroidae. The record is from RefSeq and is a predicted model, not a curated record.
GAGACUAAGAAGCACAUGAUGAGCAGUCAAGAGGACUCAUCAUCGCAAGAGUCCGGCCCGUCACAGAGCGAUCUCCUGCCGCGCGCAGAUUGUUCGUUGCGAAGAAACGGCGCCUUGUCGGAGGGGGUGCCCCUUAGUGCCAACGACCUAAAUAACUCAGCUUCUGUCGCAACCAACGUCGACAAGAAGAAAGCUACGCAGCUACCUGUUCCCUCGAUCUACCGCACUAGACAUUCGGUGGCGUCUGCGCCCGACCUGGAGACGAUCAUCGUCACCGAGUACUCGGUGCCACUCACCAAUGCCCACAAAGCGCCUGCUGUUCUCCAGCCGUUCAACGCCUGUCGCCCACUCGCCGUACUGCUGCGAUUCCGAGUUGCGCAGGUGGCGUCCGGUUUCUGCACGUUUCUUCUCGGCUGUUCGGCGUUGCUUGACCGCGACACUCGACACGCGCUUUUCGCAGCCUGUAUCAUCGGCCUGCUAUGCGUGUUCUGUACGGCCAUGCAUAUCGUCGACUGUCGGCAGAAAGGCCCGCAAGGCCUACAGUACAUUUUCCCCGGCAUGCACGUCACUCUUGCCGUGACACUCACAACGAUCGGCGUGAUCGCCUGUCUCGUCACGUGCGUCGUACACGCAGCCAGCACAGAUAACCGCAAUGUGUUCAAGUUGGCCGUCUCGCAGAGUGUCGCAUUGACGCCAUGGCUACUCGUUGAGAUGGCGACGAUCGCAUUGCGCGUCAUGUGGGCCCGACGUUACAUCAGCUGACCGUAACAAUAUCUGACGUACCAAACGUUGAUUCAACAGACAGGAAGUUACUAUAGCAGCAGAACAACAGGUCACCACAACAGCGGGCCGGACAGAGCUAGCAGGAAACGGUAUCUGCGACUGCCGCACUGGGAGCGCUUACCGCCAUAAUGUAUGAGAUGAUAGAAGAAUGAGUAUGCGCCGCUUCAAUAAAAUAUGGAAGCAUUGAAGCGGAAAGGUGAACAAAAUAAGGAUGGUGGUAAUGACGGUCGUAUAAAUAUAUACAUGACGAAUAGUACGAGAUAUAAAUAGGUGUGAUGGCAGAAAGUAAAUGAACGGGAAAGUGCGUGAAAAGGAAACAAGUGGACGCCAUUAUAAUGAGAAUGAUAGAAACGAUGAGAUAAACAAACUUUGUACAAUACUGUACAUUCCGCUUUAUGAUGAUUUGACGAUCGGUAAAAACGGUCAUAGAACGCAACAUGAUAAAAGGUUGUACAAGCUAUAAGCUAAAGCCAAUGGCAGCGAUAAUGAGAAUGCAAAAAAAAAACCGACCUUAAUAUAGCUAAGACUACUGUGUGGUGACUGAAAAGAGGUCAAGCGUCCGCAUCUCUUUUGAUUGUGACAUAUUCGCGAUUAUGUUAAUGUACAAACAUGGUAGACAGAUAAACAAGUCGACAACGAGACAAGCAGAAGACAGUGAAAGGUCCACUGGAUGAGAGAAGGGGCAAUCCCGUAUCGAAUAACUUUUGGCUGAAUCUUUAUUUCAGACAACAGAAAACAAGCGGAAGUGGAGGAGACAAACGAAGAUAGAAAAAACGAAAGCGUUGGGAUUUAUCAUUAUCAUACACAUAUACACAGCAUAAACGAAUAAUGUUUACUGUUGUCAUUAUCGUAAAAAGGAAAAACAAUUUUCGAGCGUAUAUUAGGUUAGUAACGUAAAUGGCGCUCAUGGGCCCAUAUCUCGCGCCGAUGCUGUUCGUACGAUUCAUGUAAAUACAGAGAAGCGAACAUAAACGAAAAUUGAAUUGAGCCACCUAACGGCGCUUAUAGCUUUCGUAUACAGCGCGAUGAGAAGAAUACAUGAGAUAUCGUGUCAUUUUUUUUUUUUUUUAUAUAAACAUCGAAAACAGCGCCAAAUAGGGCCACAACGUCUACUUUGAAAAAUUUCAAAUUUCCCGCUGUUCGUCGAUAGUGUAACGAUUUUUUAAAUCUUAGCUAGCAGGUGUGGCAUUUAGCUUUUGGAUAUUGCCAGGACACCUCAAGGGACUGAUAGAAAAAUUAAAAGAGACGCGCGUAAUUCAAAAUGUUUUAUGCACCCGAUACGUCCUAAGUUGCUUCACCUGACUAAGACCGACUUGGGCGCUGUAUCUGAUCUCUUUUGCUAAUAUUUUGUCGGCAGGAAAGUUGUCAAAUGCAGAUUCGUCGUAAAAUGACCAUCUGUUAGUAGUAGAUUUCCGAAAACAUGUUUAUGAAACGACGUUCUCAAUGGAGACAUCUACGCGUAUAUUGGAAGCAAUCCCUGUAUGAUGAUUAUUCGAAUAAUGAUUAAGACGAUGUAAAGUUUACUAGAGGUACUGCAGUAGAAGUGUACCACCUGGUGGAUUUUUUUUGUGAAGAAUAUGAAACUAGAAAUCGAACGCCAGAAAUGCCAACAGAAUUAUUAGUUGUGCGUGAUAUAACUUUGGA